AUGGACAACCCAAAAAUCGGAAAUCGAAUCCCAGAAUUUCCCGAUAUGGAUUCUAUCGCCAAAGACCUGUUUGCUGACCCAACCCAACCCAACCCAACCCACACCAACAGAUGGCAUUGUACACAGUGCCAAAGCAUCAUUCCCAGCAAUGUUGGAAUUACUUUCGCUCAAGUUUUUUCAAGAGUUUUUCUCCUUUGGCCAAUCCUUUACUAUGUUACUACGACAAGAGAUCAGUUUGGAUUCCCCCUGUUAUUGAUUGCUUGGACUGUUACUGAAGUUCUUCGCUACCUUUACUACAUCUUGAAUUUACUCUCUACUGUGCCAGCAAUUACAUUGGUACAGGUAAAUAUUACUAGAUAUUCUUUUUUCAUUAUCUUGUAUCCUAUUGGAAUAACGGGUGAGCUUAUUUCCUGUUACUGUGCUCUACUCUACUACACAGGAAUUUUCGGUUUUACUACCAAAGAGGUGAAAUAAGAAUGAUAUAGCGAUUAUAGCCGUAAGUAGGGAGGUUUCUAGUUUCUUCACACUGAAUAAUAAUAAUGAAAAUAAUAACAUGAAAGUAAGAUAACCGAUCCGCCUUCAGCUUCCAAAUUUUCCUUAAAAUGAUAGGGGCAAACAUUUUAUAUGAUUGAAUACAGAUUGAAAAACUUUU
Daphnia pulex (common water flea) is the source of this 652-nucleotide messenger RNA. Its product is annotated as very-long-chain (3R)-3-hydroxyacyl-CoA dehydratase 2-like. The record is from RefSeq and is a predicted model, not a curated record. NCBI's taxonomy places the organism in Eukaryota, Metazoa, Arthropoda, Branchiopoda, Diplostraca, Daphniidae. Gene Ontology annotation, molecular function: 3-hydroxyacyl-CoA dehydratase activity. Bases 1 to 474 code for a protein of 157 amino acids. Gene Ontology annotation, cellular component: endoplasmic reticulum membrane. The transcript is spliced from 3 exons. Gene Ontology annotation, biological process: fatty acid elongation; very long-chain fatty acid biosynthetic process; sphingolipid biosynthetic process.